Ctenopharyngodon idella (grass carp) is the source of this 3193-nucleotide messenger RNA. RefSeq names its product cytadherence high molecular weight protein 1. The transcript is spliced from 7 exons. NCBI's taxonomy places the organism in Eukaryota, Metazoa, Chordata, Actinopteri, Cypriniformes, Xenocyprididae. Bases 119 to 2875 code for a protein of 918 amino acids. The record is from RefSeq and is a predicted model, not a curated record. Gene Ontology annotation, molecular function: signaling receptor activity.
AUGUCUUUCAUAAGAACCACUGAUCUGAUCUUAAAGCACUGAGAGAAACACAGGUAAAGAGUCAAUACAGACCAGCAAAACCAACACCGAAAGCAACUCUUUGGAGGUUUUUGGCAAGAUGAAAAAAUUACUUUUGCUGGUUCUCACCUUAACAGCUUCUGCCAGUCCACCAUUUCAGGAGGACAAGCUGCCAUUUAGAGAUCAGCCUUUUGAUGAUGUGGUGAAGGUGGAUGUUUUACCAGUGGUUAAAAAAGAACCAAUAGUACAGAACACAGAAGAAGAACAAGGUCCUCUGAUGCAGGAUGAACCUGUUGCAGAUGUGGUGGAGCCUGAUUCAGUGUUGCUGGAGCCAGAGACAACAGAGGAACACAGAGUAAGUGAAAAGACAUCAGUGAUGGUGGAGGAACCUGUGCUAAAGGCAGAUAAUCUGACACCAGAGACAGAACUAGAGCCUGAGCCGGAAAUAGUUGCCAUUCAGAUGAACGGAAACAACGUACCUGUGCAGGAACCUGUGCCAGAGGCAGAUAAUCUGACACCAGAGACACCAGAGACAGAACUGGAGCCUGAGCUGGAAAUAGAUGCCAGUCAGAUGAAAAGAGACAACGUACCUGCGGAGGAACCUGUGCUAGAGGCAGAUAGUCAGACACCAGAGACAGAACUAGAGCCUGAGCUGGAAAUAGAUGCCAGUCAGAUGAACAGAAACGUACCUGCGGAGGAACCUGUGCUAGAGGCAGAUAAUCAGACACCAGAGACAGAACUAGAGACUGAGCUGGAAAUAGAUGCCAGUCAGAUGAACAGAGACAACGUACCUGCGGAGGAACCUGUGCUAGAGGCAGAUAAUCAGACACCAGAGACAGAACUAGAGCCUGAGCUGGAAAUAGAUGCCAGUCAGAUGAACAGAAACGUACCUGCGGAGGAACUUGUGCUAGAGGCAGAUAAUCAGACACCAGAGACAGAACUAGAGACUGAGCUGGAAAUAGAUGCCAGUCAGAUGAACAGAGACAACGUACCUGCGGAGGAACCUGUGCUAGAGGCAGAUAAUCAGACACCAGAGACAGAACUAGAGCCUGAGCUGGAAAUAGAUGCCAGUCAGAUGAACAGAAACGUACCUCCGGAGGAACCUGUGCUAGAGGCAGAUAAUCUGACACCAGAGACACCAGAGACAGAACUAGAGCCUGAGCUGGAAAUACCUGUGGAAGAACCUGUGCUAGAGGCAGAUAAUCUGACUGAAGAAACACCAGAGACAGAACUAGAGCCUGAGCCGGAAAUAGUUGCCAUUGAGAUGAACGGAAACAACGUACCUGUGGAGGAUCCUGUGCUAGAGGCAGAUUAUCUGACUGAAGAAACACCAGAGACAGAACUAGAGCCUGAGCCAGAAAUAGAUGCCAUUCAGAUGAACAGAAACAACGUACCUGCGGAGGAACCUGUGCUAGAGGCAGAUUUUCAGACACCAGAGACAGAACUAGAGCCUGAGCUGGAAAUAGAUGCCAUUGAGAUGAACACAAACAACGUACCUGUGGAGGAACCUGUGCUAGAGGCAGAUUAUCUGACUGAAGAGACACCAGAGACAGAACUAGAACCUGAACUGGAAAUAGAUGCCAUUGAGAUGAACACAAACAACGAACCUGUGGAGGAACCUGUGGACGAACCUGUGGAGGAACCUGUGGAGGAACCUGUGCUAGAGGCAGAUAAUCUGACACCAGAGACACCAGAGACAGAACUAGAGCCUGAGCUGGAAAUACCUGUGGAGGAACCUGUGCUAGAGGCAGAUAAUCUGACUGAAGAAACACCAGAGACAGAACUAGAGCCUGAGCCGGAAAUAGUUGCCAUUGAGAUGAACGGAAACAACGUACCUGUGGAGGAUCCUGUGCUAGAGGCAGAUUAUCUGACUGAAGAAACACCAGAGACAGAACUAGAGCCUGAGCCAGAAAUAGAUGACAUUCAGGUGAACAGAAACAACGUACCUGCGGAGGAACCUGUGCUAGAGGCAGAUUUUCAGACACCAGAGACAGAACUAGAGCCUGAGCCGGAAAUAGAUGCCAUUGAGAUGAACACAAACAACGUACCUGUGGAGGAACCUGUGCUAGAGGCAGAUUAUCUGACUGAAGAGACACCAGAGACAGAACUAGAACCUGAACUGGAAAUAGAUGCCAUUGAGAUAAACACAAACAACCAACCUGUGGAGGAACCUGUGGAGGAACCUGUGGAGGAACCUGUGCUAGAGGCAGAUUAUCUGACUGAAGAGACACCAGAGACAGAACUAGAACCUGAACUGGAAAUAGAUGCCAUUGAGAUGAACACAAACAACCAACCUGUGGAGGAACCUGUAGUAGAGAUGGAGUCUGUAGAUGAGAUGGUGGUGGAAUCUGAAAAAGAAGAAAAUUUAUUAGAGGAGCCUACACUUGAGGGUGACUAUAUUGUGGUUGAAGAUCCAGAAGAAGUAAUGGAACCAGGGAGGGAACGAAGAAUGGCAUUAAAAACCGGGAGGUGGACUUGUAGAGGAGUUGUCCUACAGGGCAAAUGUUACCAGUUCUUCAGAAGAACCCUUGAUGCCAAUACUGCUGAGUUACAAUGUCAAAACACCUGCCCUAAAGGCCACCUGGCCUCCGUGACAAGCAGCCACAUUCGUGAAGGAAUGGGAAAACUAAUGGACCGGUAUGGCGGUCGCACUCGAGCAUGGCUUGGAGGACGGAGAACGAUUGGUACGAAUUUCAAAUGGUCGGAUGGAGCGCAGUGGAGCUAUAAUAACUGGGCUUUUGGAGAGCCCAAUAAUGCUGGUGGGAUGGAGAAUUGUGUAGAAAUACUGAGUUAUCUGUCAUUCAAUGAUGUACCAUGCAAUAUACCCAAACCAUUCAUCUGUUCCUGCCCACUUUAGACAGCCAGGAGGUUAACCUAACCUGCUAUACAGUGACUUUUAUGAAGAACGUGUAAAUAAUAAGAAUUAUUAUUGUAAUUUUUAAAAAGUAAUUUAUAAGGGUUAUUCCGUAAUCAACCUGUUUUGUUAAAUUUGCCAUGGUUUACAAAAAUAAUAAUAAUAAACUAAACAUACAUUUUAUACUCCACAACUGAUCUAUUGUCUACUUGUUUAAUUGUUUACUUGCUAAAACCAUCCUGUUGAACACAUCCUGUUGUAUUUUAUGUUUGUAAAUGAUGUAUGAUGUAAAACUGUAUUAAAUAAAUGACUUUUAUUAUG